Molecule: messenger RNA, 3561 nt
Organism: Scatophagus argus
Lineage: Eukaryota; Metazoa; Chordata; Actinopteri; Scatophagidae
Gene: kif18a
Product: kinesin family member 18A
Exons: 18
Coding region: 175-2916 (913 amino acids)
Biological process (GO): microtubule-based movement; mitotic spindle organization
Molecular function (GO): ATP binding; microtubule binding; microtubule motor activity
Source: RefSeq, a predicted model, not a curated record
UUGAAAAUAUUGGCGCUUGUCGUGGUAGCUAUGGCCAUAUGAGCUUCGCUAGCGAAUUAUUUUUUUCUAACACGAACUGCUUGUCUCACAUCAGAAAGCGUUUGUCGUGUUAUUGGCAUGAAAGAUAACCGUUACUGACAAAAGCAACACUUGAGACACUGCAGAGGCUCCAGAAUGGCAAAUGAUGUGUGCAGCCAUGUAAAGGUGGUUGUUCGAGUGAGACCAACCAGCGAAAGUGAGAAGCGUGAAAACUGUCGGACUGUGGUCCAGGUUGUUGAUAACCACAUGCUCAUAUUUGACCCCAAGGAAGAUGACACAUGUUUUGGGUCACAAAGAGUACGAAACCGCAAUAUCAACAAGAAGGCUAACAAAGACCUGAAGUUUGUAUUUGACCAUGUCUUCGGUGAGAACUCUACUCAAGCUGACAUCUUCGACAGCACCACUAAAGGAGUGUUGGAUGGUGUGAUGAAUGGAUUUAACUGCACAGUGUUUGCGUACGGUGCUACUGGUGCAGGGAAGACCCAUACCAUGUUAGGCUCACAAAAUGACCCUGGGAUCAUGUACCGCACCAUGAAAGAGCUGUUCAAACGCAUGGAUGACGCCAAGGAGGAGAAAGAGUUUGCUGUUGCAUUCUCAUAUCUUGAGGUUUACAAUGAACAGAUCAGAGACUUGUUGGCUAAUGCAGGCCCUCUUGCAGUCAGAGAGGACAGUUCUAAAGGGGUGGUUGUUCAGGGCCUCACACUGCAUCAGCCUAAAUCUGCAGAGCACAUUCUUGAGGCUUUGGAUUCUGGCAAUCGCAACAGGACACAGCACCCCACUGAUAUGAAUGCCACCUCUUCCCGGUCCCAUGCUGUAUUUCAGAUAUAUUUGAGACAGCAGGACAAAACCGCCAGCCUCAAUCCUAAUGUCUGCAUUGCCAAAAUGAGCCUGAUCGAUCUGGCAGGCUCUGAGAGAGCCAGCGCCACCAAUGCCAAAGGAGCACGUUUGCGGGAAGGUGCUAACAUCAACCGCUCACUCCUUGCCUUAGGAAAUGUCAUCAAUGCUCUUGCUGACCCAAAGAGUAAGAAAACUCAUAUACCAUACAGGGACAGCAAGUUGACACGGCUACUUAAAGAUUCCUUGGGUGGCAACUGCAGGACUGUUAUGAUUGCCAAUGUUAGCCCUUCAUCCAAGUCAUAUGAUGACACACACAACACACUAAAAUAUGCCAACAGGGCGAAGGAGAUCAAGUCCUCGCUGAAGAGUAAUGUUGUAAGCCUGGACAGUCACAUUGGCCAAUAUGCAGUGAUAUGUGAGAAGCAACGACAAGAGAUUCUGCAGUUGAAGCAGAAACUAAAAGCAUAUGAGGAGAAGAACAUGGUGCCUGGGGGUUCUAACAUGAUCUCUUCCCAGAAACAAGCCGAGUUCAAAAGGGUGUCAGAAGUUCUGCAGCAAAUCUUCUCGGGCCGAGCCCAAAUCAGGAGCGAGCAGCUGGAUCUGGAGAGACAACUGAAGGAGAAUGAGCUGCGCCAGCGCUACUGCGAGGAGGACAACAUGCAGGUCCAAUACUUCUGUGCCAAAGAAAAGACUGAGAAGGCCACUUGUAAGUACGAGCGGAAGAUUGCAAGCUUGAGAACGCAGCAGCAACACAUUUGCAAACGUCUGAAGGAAGCAGAAACACAAUUUCUGGACAAUGAUGGCUGGCUUCAUCGUGUCGAGAAUGAGAUCAAGUUGCUUAAGUCGAACGAUCAGUCCUCAGAGGUUUUAGAGAAGGGCCUACAUUGCCACAGACUGGAGCUGCAGGUACAUGAUCUCGAACAACACAUCAAGCAGAUGGUCAAGCUCACUUCACUGCAGGACCAGGAGAACAAGCGCAUGCAGAAAAUGGUAAACAUCUUGUUGCCGGCUUACAGUCGAAACUACUCUGCAUUGCAUGGGGCUGGGCUGAUCACAGCCGCAGACGAGAUGGAGAACCAUGAACUGGAGCACCUUGUGUUGAGGGAGAGGGGCGUGGUCUGGGCAGACCAGGAACGGGUGGGGCAACAGCUGAAAGGUGACUCAAUUGAAGAGGAAUCACAGGAGGCAAAUGAGGCAGGAAGCACUGGGCUCUGCAGCGAGUUGGCGCCUGUCUUGUCUUUCUCACAUCUGCUAUACCACCAGAGUAGCCCCUGCAGUACAGAGGGGCGCACAAAAAGGACAUCACUGUGCAGUUAUGCUCCAUCACCAAAAGGAAAUCAGACCGAAAUGAAACAUGAACCAGCUCCUAGAAAGCCUGUCAGGAGAAAUCUGUGUGCAUCACUGCCACCUCACAGUCCCCAGCCCAAUGCCAAGAGCCAAGUGUUUGAGGAGGUCAUGUUCCCACUUCAGUGCACACCAGAACCUGCUCAAAUGACUCAUCAGGCCCUGCUGCUGGGCUCAUCCAGUGCCAUGGAUCCAAACAUGACCUUUGAAGUUCUGGACAAUGAUGAUCAAACUGCAAGUAAUGCAACUAUGGUAAUAAGCAGCACUAGUCCCAGUCAAGCAUCAAAGUCCGCCAACAUCUCAGGUCCGAGCCAGUUGCUCCAUCCUCCAAAGGCCUGCCAAGAGAGGAAUCAGAUUUUUGGCAAAAGACAGCAGACGAUGUCUUUACAAGACGUAAGACGAGCCAACCCGACUUACAUGGACAUGACGUCUGCUGCACAAGGAAAGCGUAAAUUUCACGGCAUCCGAGAAGGGUUGACUCAGGGAUUCUCUGCCCCGAAGCGCAUAAAGAAGGACCCCUCAGUCACCCAGAGGCCUCUCAGAGUGCAGCGUUUUGCUGGUUCAGAGGAGAACAAGCCUCGAAGAGUUGUGAGAAGCAUUUCUGAAGGAAAUCUUAGCCUUCUUGAACCUCAGAAACCGAAGUCAAUUUUGUAUAAAACGUCCCAACAGAUCAAACGAGUGACCAAACGGAUGUAAAGCAACAUUGUCUUUUAAGUUGGGCCAUUUUGUCCUGAAUGAACAUUUUCACUUUCCACUCUUGUCCGUCCAUAUUCAUCUUUUCAAAAUAUUUCUCAAAACCCUAAAAAAUGCUGUCCAAUGUAUAGUUCUCCCCAGCCCAAGCACCAGUGUAUUAAGAUGAAAAUGUAAUUUAAGUUGCAUUAUUUUGUCAUGCUCUUUGAUUUAACUGUACAUUGCAGUGAAAUUUUACUUGACUGUAUAUAAACUUUGUAUAGUUACUGUUCAUCUGUAUUGAUUAAACACCAAUAUUUGUCAUGUCUAGGCCUACCUUUAGAUUUUAAAACUCAUGUACGCACUAGCAGCAAGAAAUAAAAUGUCCUGUGGAUGUUGGUUGACACACUGUGUUUUAUGCUCUUUAUGUGCUUAGAACAAUUCUCUUAAACACUCAUCAGUCUAGUAGGUGACUUUUCCCAGGGCAGCUAAUAUCAGAGGUAGACCAUUUAUGACCUCAUAUGGAGAUAUGGCGAAAACCUAAAAAAAAAAAAUAAAAAACUGAAACUGCUCUUAAAUGAGAUUUGUAUUUUUAUUCUUUUUUAUUACUGUUGUACAAUUAAUAACAUGGGGUUAUAGAUAUUUCAUAAUAAAACUUAUUGCUGCUUGUAA